Molecule: messenger RNA, 2297 nt
Organism: Aspergillus heteromorphus CBS 117.55
Lineage: Eukaryota; Fungi; Ascomycota; Eurotiomycetes; Eurotiales; Aspergillaceae
Exons: 2
Coding region: 247-2214 (655 amino acids)
Source: RefSeq, a predicted model, not a curated record
CUCCUCGAUCUCCUCUACGAUAUUACGAAUUCACGGACGAACACUCUCCCUACAAUUUCGAUAUUGGUCCCUGAACCUGUCCUCUCGAGUCACUGACGCAAUUGAUUAUUUGCGGCAGAGUUGACGGGUAGCAAACUUUGUUGAACCACAAUUCUUUUGAACCUAACCCCCCCGCUCGUGCCAAGUGGAAUUGGACGAGCUCAGAUUUAAAAACAAGAACAUCAAUAAUCGAUUGUUGACGACACAAUGCCGCCAACAAUGCACUCCCCCAAGUGGUCCCCCCAGGGUGCCGCCAAGGCGUCUCACCACCGCAACAACAGCCCCCGGUCUAUCACACAGCACCUCGAGUCCCCCGCGAGCCGCUCGCCCAGAACGUCGAACAAGUCUGUUUCCCUCGGUUCCCUAAAUGCUGACCGGAAAAGGCGGGCAUCGUCUGUCUCCAGCGUAUCGUCCGUCUCCUCCAUGGAGGAACUGAGCGACGAGGCCAAUGACUCGGAUGAAGAUGAUGAUGCGGAUGAUGAGCAAGAACAACCGGCUGUGCGGGCCCCGUCCUAUGGCCGCCGUGACCGGGCCCAUAAGACGGGUAUGAAGCCGACGAAAAGGGCCAAGAAAAUGAAACUCUCCGACGACGAGGGCUACGACGGGCAACCGAGUAGCGAUGACAACGAGGAGGCGUAUGAGAGCUCGGAUGAUGUCUAUGCGGCGGUGGACUACAUCAGUGACGGCGACGAUGACGAGGAGCAGGACGUUGAGAAGUUAGAAGAGCUGUUGAUUGUCGAGUCUGAGAACGAACACAACGUCGGUGGCAUUCUGGCAGCUUCUGGCGCUGAUAAUUGGGCCGGACCCAACGUGUUCGACGAUCAUAUGAUCCUGUCGGCUGCCUCCUUCUUUGACGAAGAGCAGCUUUACACUGCCAUGGAGACCUUCGGCGAGACCGACAUGGCCAGCGAGACUGCUCUCGAGACGCCUGUCCCCCGUCGGGUGCACUUUGAAGAAGACUCGGAUUCGUCGUCCGAUAGCGACUCACACACCGAGGAUGAGAUACCCGGUGAUUUUCUCCAGCAGGACAGCCUUGAUCCCCAGCUGCGUCGCAUGAUUGAGAGUGAUAACGGGAAUUACUCCCGCCGGCGGCGGCAGUCCGAUGAGAUGUUUGCCGAUUCCGACUAUGGGCAUUCCAACAUCUAUCAUGUAGAAUCCGAUGCCGUAUCCGAAGCCUCGGAGUCCAGCGGCUAUGAAACCGAUGAUGGCGAGACUACAGAUGAAGACCUCCCCCCUCCGGCCACCAUCACGCAUCCUAGAUCGAUCCUGCGUCGUGAUUCUUCCGCCUCGUUAGCACACACGGCGGACGAGAAAACUGAAACCGCUACACGCCGGCGAGGACCCAUAAUGGGAACUUUCGUCGCCGACCCUCACAAGCCCGUCGCGCUGGUUGACUGCACCGGCAAGCAUCUGGUGAUUAUCCCCGCCUAUGCCUCGUCCCGCCAUGACUGGCUUGAGUCAGCCACCAACAGCGUGUGCGGUACGGCUCACAACAGUCCCCGUGCCACCACGAUGCAUCUUAUCGACGAGAGCGAUACGGAUGCGCUGGCAUCUCCCAGCCAUCCUGACAUGAGCCCCAUGCUGGCCUCCAGCGCCAACCUUAUGAUGACCGCGCUUGGCAACGAUAUCGCCCCUGGCGGUCAGGUCAUGGGACCUCCUGAGGCUUUCUACCCGUCCCGCGAAUUUGCCAUCGACAGCUCUUUCGAGGACGAUGAAGAGGAUGAUCCGGAGUCCGCAUUGAAUGUCAAUGACUUUAUUGACUUCGGUGACGGAUCGUCGGAUGACGAAAUGGACAAGGCUUUCGAUGAGGAGGCGCUCAUGUCUCCGAUGACGGCUCAUACCUUGCAGGCCACUACUGGCACCCCGACACCGAACCGGGGCGGGGAAUCCCAGCAGGCCAGCAGCGCGGAGCGCUUCCUAAACCACUUGGACCGCGGUAUUGUGACGGCAUUCCGUCGGAAUCACAACCGGUACCAGGCCUUGCUGCGCCUCCCUCAGCAUCGGGAGUUCAUGCCGGCCAAUUCGCCGUCUCGGCCUGCUAGCGUCUUCCGACACGCACGCCAUGCGGACCAGCGUACGCCGACGCGCAAACGCAAAGCCAACGGAUACAAUGGCGAAGAGGCGGUCCGACGCAAGCUGAUGGACGCGCACCGCCGCACGCAACUGCCCUUCUAGACCCACCCCUCCUGCGAUACCCCGACAUGUCAUCUUUCUCUAUCUCUCUCCUAAUAGGAACGAACAUAACCCCAUGGAUUUUC